Molecule: messenger RNA, 744 nt
Organism: Photinus pyralis (common eastern firefly)
Lineage: Eukaryota; Metazoa; Arthropoda; Insecta; Coleoptera; Lampyridae
Product: circadian clock-controlled protein-like
Exons: 5
Coding region: 1-744 (247 amino acids)
Source: RefSeq, a predicted model, not a curated record
AUGAAGCGAGUCUUACUAUUGUUUUCAACGUGUUACUUUGUGGGCGCGUUAGACCUACCUUCUGAAUGGUCCAAAUGCAAGCGCUCCGAUCCCAACCCUCUGAACGAUUGCGUCAAAAAUGCCCUGAACGUGAUUCUACCAACCCUGAUCAAAGGCAUACCCGCAUUAAAAAUGGACCACGUUUUGCCAUUGAAAGUCGAGGAAAUGUCGAUCGAAGAAGGCAGCGGACCAGUGAAGGUGGUGCAACAUUACAAAAACGUAGAGUUUCGCAACAUAGAGGCAGCAACGACUGAAAGUGUUGACGCAACUUUCAACGAUGACGACUUCAAGCUUGUCUUGAAACUGUUCGGGGAGGAUGUAACCCUAUUUGCCGACUAUGAUUUCGACGGGUUCAUCCUUUUUCUACCGAUGGUGGGCAAAGGGAAAGCGACAAUCUCGACUAAGAACAUCACUGUAACAGUGAGGAUGGUGGGGGAUGUACCCACAGUAAAAAAUGAUAGGUAUGCCAAACUAAACAGUAUUGAAGUAACACUAGAGCCCAAAGGUGCUCAAAUAGAGUUCACGAACCUCUUCGAAGGUAACGAGCAACUGGGGGCCGAGAUGAACCAUAUACUGACCAUGGAAUGGGAAGCUCUAUUCCACGAUGUUAAGCACGGAUACGAAGAAGCUGUGGGACAGGCGAUUAAGUUUACCAUAGAUCAAUUGUUUACGAAAGUACCCUACAACAAUUUAUUUCUAGUAUAA